Molecule: messenger RNA, 1255 nt
Organism: Ziziphus jujuba (common jujube)
Lineage: Eukaryota; Viridiplantae; Streptophyta; Magnoliopsida; Rosales; Rhamnaceae
Exons: 6
Coding region: 124-891 (255 amino acids)
Source: RefSeq, a predicted model, not a curated record
CGCAGGUUCAGGGGUACGGACUAGUCCACUCAAUCCCUUAUUCCCUCUGUCACUGUGUGUGUUUGUAAUUGUAUCCCCAAGGCUGAGGGUGAGUCUUUUUGUGUUGUUUUGAGGGAAGCAAAAAUGAAUAUCGCCAUGAAAGCUGCGUGGAUAAGCUCAAAACCUAACAACUCCAUUUAUGUGAAGGCUGCCCUAUUUCAUUCCACUCCUGUCUUGGAUCGUAGACGACGCAAUUACUGGGAUGCUAGGAACAACUAUUAUUCUAAAAGGUUCAGAAAGUUGCAUGCAAAACAAUCAUUGCUGCGCAGUGUCAGUGACUAUGCAGACUUCAUGUUUCAGAGCUGGAAGGAUGAGUAUGAUGAGGAUGACCCAUCUUCAAGUAGAGGCACCUCAUGGUUUAGAAAGCAAUACUCAGCCAAGGGCUCCAGAAGGGAAAGAGCUGGCAGUCAAGGAUCUCGGUACUGGACCAGAAGAGGUUUCCAGGUUUGUGAAGAUGAUGAUGUUGAUAUGGAGACCAUCUUCCGUUCCGCAUUUGGUGGGAAUCGAUUCUAUUAUUGGUCAUUUAUUAAUGAAGAGAAUCCUCAAUGGAGAAGCUCAUCAAACUACAAUGGGAGGUCUUGGAAUUGGAGACGUCGGAUUGACGAAGAAUAUGAAUCUUCAUCUGAGUAUGACAGUUCAGAGUCUUCGGAUACAAGAUCAGAUAGAAUGGCCCUUGGCUUGAAUGCUUCUGGUCCUUUAACACUUGAAGAUGUUAAAAAUGCAUAUAGAACCUGUGCUCUAAAAUGGCACCCUGAUCGUCAUCAUGGCUCUUCCAAGACUGUUGCAGAGGAGAAGUUCAAGCUGUGCAGUGCUGCAUAUCAAUCAUUAUGUGAUAAGCUGGUAGCUGAUUAAGAAUGCCGCCCAAAACCCUGCAAGUCGGAAUCUUAUAGUGUUCGACUUGCUUGGUGCUUAUUUAUUUUUUCAUACUAGUUCUUUUUUUUUUUUUUUUUCUUUUUUCUUUUUUGGGGUUAAGGUAGUUUUACAUAUUAGUUGAAUGUAACAUAUUCAUAAAAAUUGUAUCAAAUUUGUAGUUUGAGAAUUUUGAGAAGUUUGAGAAUUUUGAGAAACCAUGAAUUUGUCACUGUGGUUUUUCAACAAAGGCAAUUUCCACAAUACUUAUCCAUUUUGCAUUAUUGGAUGAGUGGGAGGAUAUGAUGUAUUGCUUCUGAUUUAUUAACUAGUAAGUGAAACACAACCAUUCUUUAUCCAACCUCUA